AUGACGGAUCCGAGCGCCUCACUGCUCUCCACCAUUCGCUCGGUGCUCGAGGCAUCGCCGCCUGCCGUUGCUGAGCCAGGAACGCUGCGGUGCCACACGCUCUUCUCCAUCCCGCGCCAGGUCAAGUCGCUCUAUCCACUCGCGCACAUCCACCCACACGACCUUGAGCAUAACAAGCGCGCCGCGUCGAUCGCUGCGUUCGAAGAACAGAUCUUCAUCACCGCCAGCUGGAUACCCAAGCAGUCCGCCCCUGGACAAGCGAAUCCGAAAACCGAUGGAGACGCGGGCGACCCGUUGCUCGUGCUCGCUAUGGAGCUGUACCUCUACACCAUCUCCGAAAGCGGAGCAGCGGUGCUGUACGUGUCGAAACUCGACUCGAGCGGGUUUGGACCGCGGGCUAUUCCGACCGCCAUGCGCGAUUCGCUGUCCGGCGAAGUGUUUGAUGACAAAAGAGUGUUUGGAAACACGCUCACUGCCACGCUGUCGUCGGCAGUCACACAGCACUUUACGACGUUUCGACACUGGGAUACGGACAAGGGCCAGGGGGGGAUCUCGCAUGUGUCGGUGCAUAUACUGGCGCGCAGUCAGAGGGCGUACCUGUUUCCAUCGAGUCCGGAGAAUAAGGAUAAGAAGGUGCUGUCCGAUGGUGCGCUCAUCAAGUGGUGGCGCGCCGUGAUGAGCGAUGUGAUCGUGCACACGCGCGAUCAGGGCGCUCCGGUCCGCAAGGCACAUGACGUACAGGGCGAUAUCGACGCACGAGCAUUCUACCUCAUCCCGGGUUACUCCAAGGCCGAGUCACAUCCACUCGUACCGCUUGUGCGCGAAUCCGAGUCCACACCUUCCAGUGGCAGCGCCGGGAGGGCCGAGGAUGUGCUGCGUCAAGCGGGGUGGGUGUAUGGCCAUCCGUACAGCGCAGCCGGUGCGUCGUGUACGGACAAGGAUCUGCCGCCGCUGCCUCUGCACUGGCAGACUUCACCGUUCGUCCUGUCCGGCUCGGGCGAGAGCAGCAAGGUGGUGCAAGAACCAGGCAAGGAGGGGUACGACCCACGAAGGGUGCGCACGGUACCCACGCUCAUGCCUCACUUUUCGGACGAUCCCAAGACGCGCUUCCUCGACGAGAUGGCGGGCGAUGCACACGAGCAUUCGGGCUGGAAGAAGAAGACGUCCACCCACGCACCUGGUGUGACGCAGGAGGAAAAGCAAAACGGCAUCGAAAAGCAUCUCGACCUCACCACCAGCGGAGCAUCCAACAAGCGCCCUGCAGGUGACGAAGGCGACAGCUCUGCGUCGCAAAAGCGGGCCAAGACGGAAGAGAGUAGCGAGGCUGGGGGGUCGACGGGUGGAAGUGGAGUGCCUCUGGUUACGCUGCGUGCGCUGAUGCGCGAGCGCGAGCUGAUGGACGACUUACCCGUGGAUGAGUUCUGGGAGCGUAUGGCGUUCCGCCAAGAAUGCUGUGCUGGCAACGCAGUCGGCGUCCUCGUGAUCCUCUUUACGCGUCACCCUUCUGCCGACUCUGCAGCCAAGACGCCCGAACGCCAGCCACUAUCGAUCCCCUAUAAAGUGCUGGGCGAUGUGGUGUUCAAGUCGCUCAUGAAGGACACGUGCGAGUGGAACAAGAUCACGCACGCGCGCCAACUCACCUCGGCCUGGUUCCAUGCCGUCGACAAGGAGGUCCGCCGCAAAGGUGGCGUGGCCCAACUCCUUGGAAACGACCUUGAAGAGGGCUUGAUUGGACAAGGCAUCGUCUGGCAGGACUUUGAGGUCGUCGCACCAACAAAGGCCCAGAUGGAAAAGGCAAAGCACGACGCAAAUGCAGUCGAGGGCGCAAAGACAACCGCCGCGCCGGCUAACAUGCUCAGCGUCAAGCGCAAGAAAAAGCCAGCAGCAUAA
Messenger RNA from Moesziomyces antarcticus, 1890 nucleotides. RefSeq names its product DUF1714 domain-containing protein. The record is from RefSeq and is a predicted model, not a curated record. The coding region runs from base 1 to 1890 and encodes 629 amino acids. Gene Ontology annotation, cellular component: nucleus. The transcript has a single exon. NCBI's taxonomy places the organism in Eukaryota, Fungi, Basidiomycota, Ustilaginomycetes, Ustilaginales, Ustilaginaceae. Gene Ontology annotation, biological process: DNA damage response. Gene Ontology annotation, molecular function: histone H3K56 acetyltransferase activity.